AUGCAGGAAAGAGAGGUGGAGCUCUUCGGUGGCGCCAUCACGUGCGCCCUCCCCACCACUGCGGUCGACGUGAGCGAGUUCCGUCAGGUGCCCGACACGCAGGAGGUGUACGCAGAGGCGGAGACAGGCAUGUGCAUCAUCGUCGAGCUGUUGUCGCGCCAGCGUGAGUUGAGUGACGCGGACUGUGGCGAGUUCUUCUACAAGGACCUUGCACACGCAAACGGCUGCGUUCACGGUGACUACACCAUCCAGCAGCAGCGCCAGCUCGUCUCCUCUGAAUACCCGCACGUCUCGCAGCUUCCACCAGAGGCCGCGCCGCAGCAGCAACUCCGGCGGGACGUGUACGGAUGCCUCGUCUGCGGCCUGCAGCGUGUUUCUAAGUACACGAACGAGAAGGGCAAGGAGAACGACGUGCUGGUUGCACUGGCAGUUCUGCGCCUUCCCCCACCCAUUUCUACCGACGUGCUGCUCUCCAUCUCCGCCCCGCAGCGUAUUCACCCGGAAAGCAGCGAGGCGCAUGUGGUGCAGCGGCUGCGUGGCGAGGCGGAGGUGUUGGCGCUGCUGCAGAGAAUGCUGCUGACGCUCAACGUGAGGAACUGGGGCUUAUUUGUGCCAGAGGACUGA
Molecule: messenger RNA, 624 nt
Organism: Trypanosoma grayi
Lineage: Eukaryota; Euglenozoa; Kinetoplastea; Trypanosomatida; Trypanosomatidae
Product: Ran-binding protein
Exons: 1
Coding region: 1-624 (207 amino acids)
Biological process (GO): protein import into nucleus
Cellular component (GO): nucleus
Molecular function (GO): guanyl-nucleotide exchange factor activity; small GTPase binding
Source: RefSeq, a predicted model, not a curated record